This is a messenger RNA of Drosophila melanogaster (fruit fly), 4805 nucleotides long. It is a transcript of the gene Nos, whose product is annotated as nitric oxide synthase. Gene Ontology annotation, molecular function: heme binding; NADP binding; FMN binding. NCBI's taxonomy places the organism in Eukaryota, Metazoa, Arthropoda, Insecta, Diptera, Drosophilidae. The record is from RefSeq and is marked reviewed. Gene Ontology annotation, biological process: nitric oxide biosynthetic process; regulation of blood circulation. The transcript is spliced from 18 exons. Bases 402 to 2672 code for a protein of 756 amino acids.
CAGUCAACGCGCGGCGUUCGAGUUCUUUGGAUCGCGCUGAAAACUGAAAUCGAAGGACCACACAGAGAUAAUCAAAAGAAACUGAAAUUCAAAAAGAGUCCUUAAAUCUUAUUGUCAGUGAAGUGACCGAAAGAAGAGUGGAGAGAAAUAUUUAUUUCUUUGUGUAAUAAACUACUGUUAAUAGUUACCAUAAAUUAAUCUAUUUAAUUACAAGAAUAUAGUUUUUGAAAAGUGAAGCAAUUGAGUGCGGCCCGAAAAAGAGAGCCGCAGAAAGUUUGCGAACAGAAUUUAAUCAAAAACUUGGAGGGUAAAUUGUCCAAGUGGUUCACCUGUUGGCUGCAUUUUAAAUCAACGAGGCAAACAAUCAGCGCAGAGGAGCUGCUCCACGUUCCCCGGACAAGAUGUCGCAGCAUUUCACAUCGAUAUUUGAGAACCUGCGAUUCGUGACCAUCAAACGUUCGACAAAUGCGCAACAGCAACAGCAGCAGCAGCAACAGCAACUGCAGCAGCAGCAGCAGCAGCUGCAGCAACAGAAGGCACAGACACAGCAACAAAAUAGCAGAAAAAUCAAAACUCAAGCAACGCCAACGUUGAAUGGCAAUGGGCUCUUGAGCGGCAAUCCAAAUGGCGGAGGCGGUGACUCCUCGCCCAGCCAUGAAGUGGACCAUCCGGGUGGAGCACAAGGAGCUCAAGCAGCAGGAGGCUUGCCAUCUUCAAGUGGCACGCCAUUGAGGCACCACAAGCGCGCCAGUAUCUCCACAGCAUCGCCUCCAAUCCGCGAACGGCGUGGCACCAACACCAGCAUCGUGGUCGAACUGGAUGGCAGUGGCAGCGGGAGUGGGAGUGGCGGUGGUGGCGUUGGCGUUGGUCAGGGUGCGGGUUGUCCUCCCUCGGGCAGCUGCACUGCGUCCGGAAAAAGUUCGCGGGAACUAUCGCCGUCGCCGAAAAACCAACAGCAGCCCAGAAAGAUGUCACAGGAUUAUCGGUCGCGUGCCGGCAGUUUUAUGCACCUGGACGACGAGGGACGCAGUCUGCUGAUGCGCAAGCCGAUGAGACUGAAGAACAUCGAGGGCAGGCCGGAGGUCUACGACACGCUGCACUGCAAGGGUCGCGAGAUUCUUUCCUGCUCGAAGGCCACCUGUACGAGCAGCAUUAUGAACAUUGGCAAUGCGGCGGUGGAGGCCAGGAAAUCCGAUCUGAUCCUCGAACACGCCAAGGACUUCCUCGAGCAGUACUUUACAUCGAUAAAGCGUACAUCAUCUACCGCCCACGAGACGCGAUGGAAACAGGUGCGCCAGAGCAUUGAGACCACUGGACAUUAUCAGCUAACCGAAACGGAACUAAUUUAUGGUGCCAAAUUGGCCUGGCGCAAUUCUUCACGUUGCAUUGGCCGAAUACAAUGGUCGAAGUUGCAGGUCUUUGACUGUCGGUAUGUGACAACAACAAGUGGCAUGUUUGAAGCCAUUUGCAAUCACAUUAAAUAUGCAACAAAUAAGGGCAACCUGAGAUCGGCCAUCACGAUAUUUCCACAACGCACAGAUGCCAAGCAUGAUUAUCGCAUUUGGAAUAACCAAUUAAUAUCUUAUGCCGGCUACAAGCAGGCGGAUGGGAAAAUCAUUGGCGAUCCCAUGAAUGUGGAGUUUACAGAGGUCUGCACCAAGCUGGGCUGGAAGAGCAAGGGCAGCGAGUGGGACAUACUGCCAUUGGUGGUCUCGGCCAAUGGUCACGAUCCGGACUACUUUGAUUACCCGCCCGAAUUGAUACUGGAAGUUCCGCUGACCCAUCCAAAAUUCGAAUGGUUCUCGGAUCUGGGACUGCGAUGGUACGCCCUGCCCGCCGUAUCCAGUAUGCUGUUCGAUGUGGGCGGCAUUCAGUUUACGGCCACCACAUUCAGUGGUUGGUACAUGUCGACAGAGAUUGGCAGCCGGAAUUUAUGCGACACAAAUCGCCGCAAUAUGCUGGAGACGGUGGCGCUGAAGAUGCAACUGGACACCCGUACGCCCACAUCCUUGUGGAAGGACAAGGCUGUGGUGGAGAUGAACAUUGCCGUGCUCCACUCCUACCAGAGUCGCAACGUGACCAUUGUGGAUCACCACACGGCCAGCGAGAGCUUUAUGAAGCAUUUCGAGAACGAGUCCAAGCUCAGGAAUGGGUGUCCCGCUGAUUGGAUUUGGAUCGUGCCGCCGCUGUCGGGCUCCAUAACGCCGGUAUUCCAUCAGGAGAUGGCUCUGUACUACCUGAAGCCCUCGUUCGAGUACCAGGAUCCCGCCUGGCGAACCCACGUGUGGAAGAAGGGGCGUGGCGAGAGCAAGGGCAAGAAGCCAAGACGUAAAUUCAAUUUUAAACAAAUCGCUAGGGCUGUGAAAUUUACAUCGAAACUAUUUGGACGCGCCUUAUCGAAACGCAUAAAGGCAACAGUUCUAUAUGCCACCGAAACUGGCAAAUCGGAGCAAUAUGCGAAGCAACUUUGUGAACUCCUAGGGCACGCAUUCAAUGCACAGAUAUAUUGCAUGUCCGACUACGAUAUAUCCUCCAUUGAGCACGAGGCAUUGUUAAUUGUUGUGGCCUCCACCUUUGGCAACGGUGAUCCGCCCGAAAACGGCGAGGUAAGUACUCCCCCCCGCAAGGAUCAUACUGAACUAAUUAAUGGAUUAGGCCCAGCCGCCUUCUAAUGACCCGAAAUGUGAACUUUAACUUUUCGCCCCUGCCACGCAGCUUUUCUCCCAGGAAUUGUAUGCGAUGCGUGUCCAGGAGUCUUCCGAGCAUGGAUUGCAGGACUCCAGCAUUGGCUCGUCAAAGUCCUUCAUGAAGGCCAGCUCGCGGCAGGAGUUCAUGAAGCUGCCACUGCAACAGGUGAAGAGAAUCGACCGCUGGGACUCGCUGCGGGGCUCCACCUCGGACACCUUCACCGAGGAGACCUUUGGCCCCCUCUCCAAUGUCCGGUUCGCCGUUUUUGCCCUCGGCUCCUCGGCCUAUCCAAAUUUCUGCGCCUUCGGUCAGUAUGUGGACAACAUUCUGGGCGAGCUGGGCGGCGAACGCCUGCUGAGGGUGGCCUACGGCGACGAGAUGUGCGGACAGGAGCAGUCGUUCCGGAAGUGGGCGCCCGAGGUAUUCAAGUUGGCCUGCGAGACCUUCUGCCUGGAUCCAGAGGAGAGCCUUUCGGAUGCCUCGCUAGCCCUGCAGAACGAUUCGCUGACUGUGAAUACGGUGCGCCUGGUGCCGUCGGCGAAUAAGGGAUCCCUGGACAGCAGUUUAUCCAAGUACCACAACAAGAAGGUGCACUGCUGCAAGGCGAAGGCGAAGCCCCACAAUUUGACCCGUUUGAGUGAGGGAGCCAAGACAACGAUGCUGCUGGAGAUCUGUGCACCUGGCUUGGAGUACGAGCCGGGUGAUCAUGUGGGCAUCUUUCCGGCGAAUCGAACGGAACUGGUCGACGGACUGCUAAAUCGACUGGUGGGUGUGGAUAAUCCCGACGAGGUGCUGCAGUUGCAAUUGCUAAAGGAAAAGCAGACAUCGAAUGGUAUAUUCAAGUGCUGGGAGCCGCACGACAAAAUACCGCCGGAUACUCUAAGGAAUCUUCUGGCCCGAUUCUUUGAUCUGACCACUCCGCCAUCGCGACAGUUGCUCACCCUGCUGGCAGGAUUCUGUGAGGAUACCGCGGACAAGGAGCGGCUGGAGUUGCUGGUCAACGAUUCGUCGGCCUACGAGGACUGGCGGCACUGGCGGCUGCCCCAUCUGCUGGACGUUCUCGAGGAGUUCCCCUCGUGCCGACCACCGGCUCCCCUUCUGCUUGCCCAACUAACGCCGCUGCAGCCUCGCUUCUAUUCCAUUUCUUCGUCGCCGCGCCGCGUUAGUGACGAAAUCCACCUCACGGUGGCCAUCGUGAAGUACCGCUGUGAAGAUGGCCAGGGAGACGAGCGGUAUGGCGUGUGCUCUAACUAUCUAUCCGGCUUGCGGGCAGACGACGAGCUGUUCAUGUUCGUGAGGAGCGCCUUGGGCUUCCAUUUGCCCAGCGAUCGGAGUCGUCCCAUUAUUCUGAUUGGUCCUGGCACAGGAAUAGCUCCAUUCCGCUCCUUUUGGCAGGAGUUCCAGGUGCUAAGCGACCUUGAUCCCACGGCCAAAUUGCCCAAGAUGUGGCUCUUCUUUGGCUGCCGUAAUCGGGAUGUCGAUUUGUACGCCGAGGAGAAGGCAGAGCUACAGAAGGAUCAAAUCCUAGACCGAGUUUUUCUCGCUCUGUCCAGGGAGCAGGCCAUUCCGAAGACAUAUGUGCAGGACCUGAUUGAGCAGGAAUUCGAUUCGUUGUACCAGUUGAUUGUCCAGGAGCGGGGCCACAUCUACGUCUGCGGCGAUGUCACAAUGGCCGAGCAUGUGUACCAGACCAUCAGGAAGUGCAUUGCCGGCAAAGAGCAGAAAAGCGAGGCGGAAGUUGAGACAUUUUUGCUAACACUGCGGGACGAAAGUCGCUACCACGAGGACAUCUUUGGCAUCACGCUGCGAACGGCUGAGAUACACACAAAGUCAAGGGCCACGGCCAGGAUACGAAUGGCCUCCCAGCCAUAAGGAUAGAUAUUCGAAGUAAUCAAAAUAGGAGGGUGACAUAUCCAAAUUCAAGAGGAAUACCAAGCACUUGCUCUUUUUUUUCUUCCAUAUUCAAAUGCAAUUAAAUAUUGUCGCUUUGUUCAUUACAUAUUCGUAUGAAUAACGUUUAAAUAAAUUACAUUUUAUUAUUGAUUCUAAUGUACAAAUCAAUUGUGAAAUCAAAAUCUAAAUGUUAAAAUAUAUUUCAAAUAAACGAAUCGAAAAAG